GUCUCCUCUCGUGUGGAAUAUUCCAUGUGCUUGACUCAAACUGAGAUGUCUACCCGCUAGAUUGUAUGUUUUACUGAUUCGACAUGAUCAUUUAGAUCUUAACAUCGAAAUGCGGAUUGUGCAUGUCUAUUUUCAUCGGCGAUGGAGGUGGAUCACGCUAGACCCCUUGAAUCGAGGAUUAUAAGGACAUGGUGAUUGCCUUAGACAAGAAUUAGCACCUGUACACAGAAGCCACAACAAUAAAACAUCAACGAGCAAAAAGAAGACAACGAUCAAGAACAACCAGUACAAUGGCAUCCGAGCCAACUCACAGACUUCAUUGGACACAACGCAUUGCUCUAGUCCGACACAACCUCCACUCCGCUCGAAGAACAAACGAUUUCAGCUUCUUCAAGUCGCUCCAGGCACACGCCCUCAUCGAAGGAACCGAUCAUGUCGCCCUUCUCUACUCCUCACUUGGGGAUAACGCCGAUGCUGUUCUAUCUACGCUCGACAACCUAAACGCUGGCAUUGCAUAUGUCCACCAGGAUGCUUUCAAAGCCGUUUACGAUGGUGCGAAAGCUACGAUGCACGGCGAACAAUCACUUUCGAGCAGACGCGCGUCGCUACGAGUAGAUGUGUGCCAGCAGCGCGACAUGGCAGAUCAUGCUAUUGAUAAGACAACUAAUUCUGCUAUCAACCUUAUCCAUGCCCAGCCUGCGUAUUGUCAGGACGCUGUCGCAAAUGCUUGGGUAACCGGAACGACCAUCAUUGCUGACGCAGUUUGCGUCUGCUUGAACGAGAUGAUCAAAAUCGAAGAUAGCCUAGACGACUUUAUCAGCCUCGAGUACUCGUGGAAUUGCAUCCAAUCUUCCGUCGACGCCUCGAUCUCUGCCCUCAGGGGCAUAUUCAGUCUCAUGGCCGUACCCACCACGACUAAUAGCCCCUUCUUGCAACAGCAUGGCCGGAACCUCAGCGUCGUAUCAGCCAAUUCCGACCACUUCAAUACUUCUCCAAAUAAUCAUAGCCGCAGCUCCUCUACUGCCUCAGCGUUCAGCUUCAUCAAACGAGCAUUGAGUCACAGCCAAAUCCAGGCACCAGUGCUAGCUAGAACAGGGCGUAGCAACUCCAUGGCUCUCUCCGUUUCGCCACCAGAUACGACCGGGCGAGGCUUCCGUGCAAGCAUGAGUGCUGCGUGCCCAACCAAGAUGUCGACAUUCGGAAACUACCCGCACACCAUCCUUACUACUAUUCCACCUACGCCCAUGGCGAUGACUGUUGAAGAGGGGAAUCUUAGUCCCUUCAAGCAAACCAAGGACUACUUUGCCUUUGAUAUCGGCAAGCAGAGUGAAAAGAGUGACACGAAGCGUAACUCUGUGGAAGACAUGAUGCAGCAUGAGAGUCUUGACCCACUGUUCUCACCGACACUCGAUGGAGUCAAGAUGCCUCACACGUUGAAUAGAAGACGUAUGUCGGACCCGUACUUGAACCCUGCAAGUCCUAUCGCUGUUUGAUCUUGCUCCAUGUAUACAUCACACACUCACUACAGUAUUGUAUGCACCUAGUGAUUGCAACAUGUGUAAUAUUGAAUCGCGCUUUGACGCCAAAAUAGAAUGACAUUUCUUAUAUCAUGCUUGGUAUUUCC
Cucurbitaria berberidis CBS 394.84 is the source of this 1624-nucleotide messenger RNA. RefSeq lists its product as uncharacterized. The transcript is spliced from 3 exons. The record is from RefSeq and is a predicted model, not a curated record. Lineage: Eukaryota; Fungi; Ascomycota; Dothideomycetes; Pleosporales; Cucurbitariaceae. Bases 291 to 1493 code for a protein of 400 amino acids.